AUGACCAAACCUGAUCAGCAGUCCUCCUCCAAUCCUAAGACGACCCCCACCCUUCAUCCUGCCUACUCUAUCUCAAACAUACAAUCAAAAAUCAGAACCCUUGAUGGCACCUCUGUUACGUAUUCCUCCUGGGUAAAGUUGUUCAAGUUUCAUUCAGUUGCAUAUCGGGUCAUCAAUCACAUCGAUGACACCCCACCACCAGAUUCCGCUGAUCCAACAUAUACGGAUUGGAAGGAAUUAGACGCUCUGGUCUCCCAAUGGAUUUAUAGCACAGUUUCUGAUGACCUACUUACUCGAAUUCUUGACACAGAUGCAUCAGCCCGUACCACUUGGCUAAAGCUUGAAAAAAUCUUUCUUAGCAAUAAGAAAGCCAAAGCAGCAGCUCUUGAAACACGGUUCGUAAACCUCACCCUUGCGGCCUGUAGCUCAGUUGACGACUAUUGCAAACAAUUAAAGGAUAUAGCAAAUCAAUUCGACGAUGUUGGCGAGCCGGUGACGGAAUCACGUCUAGUACUUCAAUUGGUUCGUGGCCUCUCUCAAGAAUAUGACACCACAGCUUCUUUAAUUAACUCACAGGAUGUAGAUUGGGAUCUUGCCAGAUCCAUGCUAAACGAUGAAGUCAUCCGUCAGGCUGCUCGUCAGCAGCAAUCUUCAUCCGUUUUAGUCGCCUCAACCGUCCCAAACUCAACAACCCAGUCGCAACAGCCCUCUGCAGCAACAUCCUCACCUGAUAACACAACUGCAACCAACUCAGGCUCCUACCAGUCCAAUUAUCGAGGCCGGGGUCUUGGAAAACAUGGUCAAAAUUACCGUAGACGGGGUGGACGUGGACGUGGCUACCGGGGGAACCCUACGGGGACUUCAUGGCAAUUCCAGAACUCAUAG
Messenger RNA from Helianthus annuus (common sunflower), 885 nucleotides. RefSeq lists its product as uncharacterized. The transcript has a single exon. The record is from RefSeq and is a predicted model, not a curated record. Bases 1 to 885 code for a protein of 294 amino acids. Lineage: Eukaryota; Viridiplantae; Streptophyta; Magnoliopsida; Asterales; Asteraceae.